GCGACUUUUUCUCUCUCUUUUUUCUUCGCAUAUUUCGAGCAGGGGAUUCUCGAUCGGGUCUUGGUUUUCGGUUUUGUUUCGGGACACGGAGUUUUCGGGUUUUUCGGUUCGGAUGCUUGGAUAGACGGAUGGAUAGAUGGAUAGACGGAUGGAUGGAUGGAUGGUUGGGAUGUCGUAGACCGGCGGAUAGAGGCAUAUCAAGGCGCAUUACUAUACAGGUCGUUAGGGAUAUUCUUUCGUUUUUGUUUUCUUUUUUGUUUGGUGUUUCUACCGGAGUGUGUGGUUUUUGGUUCGUUUGCUUUACGGUUUCGGCUCGGCUCUGGCAAUGUGUUUUUGGGGGUGUUAUUUUUACAGGUGUUUGUUUUGUUUGGACGGUGGAGUUAUUGUUUACGCGGGGAUACAUUAUACUACAUUCCUACUAUCUACCGGUGCCUACGAUUUCGCAAGGCUUAAUGGCGUUCUGCAGAUAGAGGAGUUGGUCGGGCAAGGGGAAGGGAUGGGUACGGUACGGUACGGGUACCCAGUCGGUCAGUCAGUAAUAAUAUCAUACUCUACUCUACUCUA
This is a messenger RNA of Tricharina praecox, 564 nucleotides long. RefSeq lists its product as uncharacterized. NCBI's taxonomy places the organism in Eukaryota, Fungi, Ascomycota, Pezizomycetes, Pezizales, Pyronemataceae. The transcript has a single exon. The record is from RefSeq and is a predicted model, not a curated record. The coding region runs from base 129 to 470 and encodes 113 amino acids.